Messenger RNA from Funneliformis geosporum, 1254 nucleotides. NCBI's taxonomy places the organism in Eukaryota, Fungi, Glomeromycota, Glomeromycetes, Glomerales, Glomeraceae. The record is from the annotation of a GenBank genome assembly.
AUGGUGUCAACUCGCGAUUCGACAUUUAUGGAAAAAACCGAAGAUGAAGAAGAAUAUGAGUUAAAUUUUAGUUAUGAUCGUUUCAUCGAACGAUGUUGUUUGAAAGAUCAGGAAAAGUUGGCCUUCUUCGAGUAUAUUUUUAAGAUCAUUAUAGCGAGAAGUAAGGGGAUAGAAAAGCUCUUUGUUGAAAUUUAUUAUGAAGAUAAUGAAAUACCUUACACGAUACCUAAAGAUUUCUUUGGAUAUAUUUUUAGAUUAAAAGAUGUCGCGAGAUGUUUUUCCGGAUUAUCUGAAUUCACAUGUGAAGGGAAUUUUCAUAAGGCAUCAUUAAUUAACGAGAUAAAAAAGUAUUCUCAAGAGAUUAAAAAAUUAACCAUUUGUCCUUGGGAUAGGAAUUAUGUUAAUGAUUUAAAACCAAAGAAAAAUUUAAAAGAAUUAUUAAAAGUACAAAAAAAUCUUAAAUCAUUUUCAUUUUCAGUUGAUUCAGACAUUGAAAAUAAUAUUAUAGAGUGUAUACAAGGAAUGGUGGUGAAUACUUUAGAGUCUUUUCAAAUGCAACUUGGGGAGAUUACAAAUAAUGAAUUAAAACAUUUAUCAAAAUGUAAAAAGAUGAGGAAACUCUCUUUUGAUAGAGUUUAUUUUGAUGAACCAAUUACUGCUUUAGGUAAAAUCAUUUAUCCUGAACUUGAGGAAUUAAUAUUUUUUAAUUGUGUUUUUUUGAAUCAAUCUAUAGAUAUGUUGAAAGAAUUUAUUAAGAAGAAUGGAUAUAAUUUAAAAAAUGUUCAAUUAAAUCAAAAUAAUUUAGAUAUACCUGAUAUACUUUUGUAUCUAUCAAGAUAUUGUUCCAAUUUAAAUGAUCUCUAUGUAAAUAUUGAUAAUCAAUCUGAUGUUGAUUCACUUUUUAAGCUUUUACAAUCCAAGAAUAGUUUAAGGUUACUUAACGUUGGGUAUUAUAAUAAUGAUAAACCAAAAUUUAAGGCUAAUGAAUUUAUGAAAGAAUUUACCGAUAUUUUUUCCACAACGAAAAUCGUAAAGUUGGAUAUUAGUAAUUGGGAAAUUUCUCUUGAUGUUUUUAAGAAUUUCAUUGAGAGAUCCGGAGAAUUCUUAAAAGGUUUUGAGGCUUCUUGUAUCGGAGACGAGAAAGAAUUGGAAGAUGUAAUUCAAUCGUCCUCAGAAUUACAUUCUAGAAUUUUGAAAAGUUUUGUGAUCAAAGAAAAUGGUGAAAUCAAAAAUGUUAAUAUCGUGUGGAAAUAA